AUCGCUGCCACCUAUUUUACGGCAUUUUGAUAACAGUUGCCCCAUUGCAAUUAAACACGGAAAAAGCAGGUGAUCUGGGCUAAGGCAUUUACAAAAUCAUUUGUUGUUGUUUUAAAUCUAAUUUUGUUAAAGCCUAAUUUUCUUAAAAUAUAACUUCCGCAAAUAAAUAAGUACGUCUAUUAUAUAUUAAUAUUAUUCUGAGAGCAUCACAUUCAUGGCGUCCCUAAGGACUGCUGGCUGCACCGGAUGACACCAACCUUGGGGAGGCCUCUGCCAUCACAUCCGACGAAAACAUCAGUUCGUCACGUUUUAAAAUAUAUUUUUUUUUAUUGUAUCUACAGGAUUAUCGGUUAAAUAACCCAACAAGAAUGUCUUACUUUAAUCAAACAUACAACAGAUGUUUAGCCGCACGAAAUCCUGAUCUCAUAGACAGUCCUUACUUCAUGGCCUCGGACAUGGAGCAUCAUUAUCCGAACUUGUACGACUUCCAGAGAGCCACCAUGUUGUAAGUAUCAACCUGUAGCCUGGUCCUUAUGUGAAUUUCUGACUCUGUGAUAAACUCACGAAGUCUUAGAAUCAAAGCCAGACAUACAAGUCCAACGGCUCCUAUAGGCCUAUAGUCUAUUACGAUUUUUGUUUGUUUGUUGUUUUUUAAAGUGGCUUGGGAUAAAAAAAAAUACGCAAAUUGAAAUAUUUCACGGUAGUAGUGUAGGCUUGGUAAUAUUGUUUUAACGGUUGAGAUCCCUCAGAAUCCCUGUGAAAAUAUUGAUUAAUAUUCAUUUUAUAUAAACUCAUUGGUCAUUGCAGUAGUUCUUGAUUUGACAACAUAGAAAAUAAUCAAAUUAUGCUAUAAAAAGAACUACAGCAAAUUAAGUAUAGAAAAGACAAAAGUUUUGCUACAAGACUGACUCAGAUUAAAGUUUAGAAAAACGUGUUAAAGAAUGGACGUUUAGUUUGUAUCUACACUAGUGCCUUUGAAUUAACCCUUCCUAGAUGGUCGAACACGAUGACUUCCCACACCAGCAGGUAAUAUUGAAGUUUAGUAUAUAUCGUUGCACUGUAUACUUUUUUUUAACAUAAAAAAGUAUUUGGAUGAAUUUUUUAAUACAAAAUUUCUACAUGGGCGAUCAUCAUCUAAAACAGUGGUUCUCAACCUGUGGGUCGCGACCCCUUUGGGGGGGGGUCGAAUGACCCUUUUCCAGGGGUCGCCUAAGACCAUCGGAAAAACAUAUUAUUAUACUCUACAGUUAUGAAGUAGCAACAAAAAAAAAUUGUGGUUGGGGGUCGCCACAACCUGAGGAACUGUAUUAAAGGGUCGCGGCAUUAGGAAGGUUGAGAACCUCUGAUCUAAAAGGUUUCUGGGAUACGCCUGCAGUCUUAUUCUAUAGAAAAGAAGAGGGGGCUCUACGCCUUCUCAAUAUCUGCCUUAGAAAACUCCCUUAAAAUGAAUUGUAGGAUACAUUUAUAUCGUCAGUUGGUUCGAUACAGACUUAUCAACACUUUAAAAGACAGCUGGUUGGACAUGUCGACAUUAUAAAAAAAAGUGCUAAUUUGAAACAAACAUAUUAACACUGCAAAAAUACAUUCAUUUUAUUUCCUAUUCUUAGAGGUCCAGAGAAUACGCUCCAGAGAUUAUACUCGUUUUGCUAAAAGCAGAUGAAACUAUCGGUAAUGGUAGUUCAGUGAAGCUAUCUUCACAUGUUGUUCAAAGGACACGUGUGUCGGUAAUGGUAGUUCAGUGAAGCUAUCUUCACAUGUUGUUCAAAGGACACGUGUGUCGGUAAUGGUAGUUCAGUGAAGCUAUCUUCACAUGUUGUUCAAAGGACACCGUGUGUCGGUAAUCAUAGUUCAGUGAAGCUAUCUUCACAUGUUGUUCAAAGGACACUAGGUUUCGGUAAUGGUAGUUCAGUGAAGCUAUCUUCACAUGUUGUUCAAAGGACACCGUGUGUCGGUAAUGGUAGUUCAGUGAAGCUAUCUUCACAUGUUGUUCAAAGGACACCGUGUGUCGGUAAUGGUAGUUCAGUGAAGCUAUCUUCACAUGUUGUUCAAAGGACACCGUGUGUCGGUAAUGGUAGUUCAGUGAAGCUAUCUUCACAUGUUGUUCAAAGGACACCGUGUGUCGGUAAUGGUAGUUCAGUGAAGCUAUCUUCACAUGUUGUUCAAAGGACACCGUGUGUCGGUAAUGGUAGUUCAGUGAAGCUAUCUUCACAUGUUGUUCAAAGGACACUAGGUUUCGGCAAUGUUAGUUCAGUGAAGCUAUCUUCACAUGUUGUUCAAAGGACACUAGGUUUCGGUAAUGGUAGUUCAGUGAAGCUACCUUUACAUGUUGUUCAAAGGACACUAGGUUUCGGUAAUGGUAGUUCAGUGAAGCUAUCUUCACACGUUGUUCAAAGGACACCGUGUGUCGGUAAAGGUAGUUCAGUGAAGCUAUCUUCACACGUUGUUCAAAGGACACUGUGUGUGCUAAGGGCGGAUGAAAUGACAAAGCGCUAUUCCGGAGAUACACGUCACUUCCAGGGGGUAGCGCAAUCAAACACAAGUCGCAUGAUGUAGAUUUACUAUUUAAAAUUGAAUGGAUCCAAUAAAACGUUUUGCCUUAAAUCCCACGAAAUUAUCAUCGAGUUUCCAAUCAUCUUUUCCACUAUUUUAUAAUCUCUUAUUUUAAUUUGAAGAUAUAUUUAAAAUAAAAAUAAUUAAAAAUUGGCUUAUAAGAUAAUAUAAUGUCAGACGUCUGCCAGCUAGACAUCUGUCUGGUAGCGGCCAGUCAGUUGACGGUCUGUCAGUUUGCCGUGUGUCUAUAGACGAUUUCCCUUUUACUGAGAAAACCUCUACUCCAUUCACUAUCCUGUGCAUUGUUUUUUUUCUCCCUUCAACCAGCAAUAGCCCCGGGCCACUGUAUGCACCUUUCAACCGUCCACUAUUUGUACCCAGGUCGCGUCCAUCAUAUAUGAGAGAGGAGGACUACAGGGUUAGAUCUGAUUGGUUAAGUAAGUCAGAGGGUGUGUCUUAUGUGUCGGGUUACGGUGUCUUUGAUUGGUUGUCUGUAUAUUUGAGUAAUUGCCACUUGAGGUCUUUGGAUUACUUACUGUGUCUGAAAAAACAUGACUUGUCUUGGUGUCUCUUUGCUAUCGGACCCAGUUUAGCUGCACUCGUUCGGAAAUUGCCAAGUAACUACAUUUAAAUUUCGAAUUCCGUCGUUUGUUGAUUUUGCAAGCUUAUCCAAAAACAACUUUCCCUCAUGCAAGAAAAAAAAAAACAAACAACGAAGAAAUGGCUGGGAAAUAAAUUAAAUAUGUUUAAAAAUGAUUUUAGAAUGUUAGGAUGGAUGGCUUCUUUAACAGCGGUUGUACAGUUAGAUUAGAUUGUUGAAUAUCACCCUGGCGUGGUUUGGAUUUCUUGAUCGCCACAUGAUUAGCUGUCUUAUUCGGCAGCGGUUUUAGUAUCUAGGUAGCCAGGUAACAACUAACUGGGACUGUUAAAAGGAAAUGAACGCAAGGGUCAUCAAGGGAAAUCAGGAAUUUUGGAAUGUUGACUUUUAUAAGGAAGAUCAACCAACCUGAACAUACACGCCAAGAUCAGAAUUUUGAAAUGUGUCUUGAAGGUUCUCCUGUAUUAUGGAGAGAAUGAUGGAGGCCUCUAGAUUAACAGAGCGGAAGUUUCCCGGGGCCACAUCCCCACAAAAGGGCUGUAAAAUCUUGUGGGUAAAGACAAUCUCCAGUAAAGAAAAUGCUGAUCGAGAGUGACAACCAGUGCAAAAACUGGACAACAGGGCACAGCGCCUGGAGACAAGUUGGCUAGAUUCCUUGAAUGCCAGCACGAUACAAGUUGUCCAGAUUUCUUGAAAGCCAGCACGAGACAAGUGUGCCACGUUCUUUAUCGUCGGCUAAGCGUGGAGAAAGAUUGAAAGUGUAUUCGACAGUUAAAACGAUCAGCUCAAUUUAAACCAAUUAGAUGAUUACAUAUUUUUAACAUCAAUUGGAACUUGAUACCCCCCCCCCCCUCAUUUUUUUUCCUUCUCCACAAAAUGUGUUUUGUUGCAUUCCUUUUGUUCAGGUUUGACCUUUACUUUGUUUGACUCAUUUCCUACAAGUUUUAUAAUGGUCGUUGCUUAUUUGUAAAUAGUUGAUGUUAUGAUUAUAUCAUGUUAUAUUUUAAUAUAUUAUAUUAUUUAAUAAUAUGUCAUCCUUCCCUCUUUACGAGACGAUGGACUAGCUAUGUACACUUCAACAAAUGGCUCUCUAGGCCAAUCCUGGAAUGACACUCUCGACUGCAUUUCUCACAAGACAAUAUAGACUCCUGGUUAGAUUUUGCCGUCCGCAAUGUUCUUUUUUUUUGCGAGGGCUUCGUUUCGCUCAUCUUCUGCGUUUUUGACUCCUUCAUACAUUGCUGUUCGCCAGCUGGAAUGUUGUUCAACAAUGAUCUCCCAUUCGUUGAUUUCAAUGUUGACUUCCUUCAUGCUCCUUUUGCAAGCGUCCAUAAAUCUCUGGCGUGUCCUUCCAAUAAGUCUUGUUCCUUCUGCCAACUCUCCAUACAGCAGCUUCUUUGGAAUACGGCCUUCCUCCAUUCUCCUUACAUGGCAUAACCAGCGAAGGCGGAGCAUAUGCUACACACUUUUACACGUUCCAAGACCUCCGUGCUGGGCACCAUGUCCUACCAUCGAAUGCGUAAAAUGCGACACAGACAUCAUGGAUGGAAGCUGAUAGACUCUUAGUUUUGUCUUAUCAGUUAUAUUGAGAUUAUUGUACACCCACUUAUUCAGAUUAGCCAUAAUUGCUGCUGCUUUUCUGAUCCUAAUGUUAACCUCUUUGAGAGAACUUUAAAUGUUGGAUCCAUGCUCAAAAACCGACAGAUAAUGGCUCUCAAUAGAUAUGAUAGGAGGGGGGGGGGCGGUGCUUCUUGCAUCAUAACAUGUUUUCUGUAGACUAAUUGACAGUCCAAACUCUUUACAAGACGAUUAAAUACCAGACGAAGACCUUCUUCUGUGUGCGAUGCUAAGGCAGCAUCGCCGGCGAACAGAAGUUCGCGAAUUAAUACCUUUUUUACCUUAAUCAAUUGAAAUUUCAUUUAAUAUUUUCCAGAAUACUCAAUUUUAUUACUUUAAUGGCUAUGUUGUAAUUCAAGCUCUGGUUUCAGACUUCUGGGCGAUAGAGCAAACACAAAACUAUACAGUUUUUUUUUAAUUGCAUGAUAAUAUCUUAAUACUAUCUUUAUAUCUAACAGUUCUAACAACACUCUGUGUUCUCCAGGUAUCUGGGGCAAUGCUGCAGUGCGCCAUAACAACACUAGCUUAGCCAAUCUGGACUAAUGUUAACAUACACGUUUGGCCGAAGAUAAAAAUAAAACAUGUCCCAUUGUAUGGCACCAUUGUACUGUUCAAUGGUUGCUGUUUUUGCAAG
Lymnaea stagnalis (great pond snail) is the source of this 5396-nucleotide messenger RNA. Lineage: Eukaryota; Metazoa; Mollusca; Gastropoda; Lymnaeidae. The record is from the annotation of a GenBank genome assembly.